This is a messenger RNA of Penicillium riverlandense, 345 nucleotides long. Its product is annotated as U4/U6-U5 snRNP complex subunit LSM6. Gene Ontology annotation, molecular function: RNA binding. NCBI's taxonomy places the organism in Eukaryota, Fungi, Ascomycota, Eurotiomycetes, Eurotiales, Aspergillaceae. Gene Ontology annotation, cellular component: sno(s)RNA-containing ribonucleoprotein complex; nucleolus; P-body. The record is from RefSeq and is a predicted model, not a curated record. Gene Ontology annotation, biological process: mRNA splicing, via spliceosome; maturation of SSU-rRNA. The coding region runs from base 1 to 345 and encodes 114 amino acids. The transcript is spliced from 2 exons.
AUGGAGAAUGGCCCUUCCUCCGAGGGGAAAGACCCGUCGGCAUUCCUGGGCGAAAUCAUCGGCGCGCCAGUGAUUGUGAAAUUGAACUCGGGCGUGGUCUACAAAGGCGAGUUGCAAUCUGUCGAUGGCUACAUGAAUAUCGCCUUGGAGAAAACAGAGGAAUUCGUGAAUGGCAAGCUGCGGCGCAAAUACGGUGACGCCUUUGUCCGGGGGAACAACGGUAUGUGUUGCGACUGGCCUGGAAAUGGUGCUGUGCUGACUACUGGAUUGCAGUGCUUUACAUCUCUGCCAGUUGAAGAGGGAAUUGGUUGUUCUAAGAAAGAGAGACAGAGUUACGAAUUAUAA